Megalobrama amblycephala (Wuchang bream) is the source of this 4859-nucleotide messenger RNA. RefSeq names its product GTPase IMAP family member 8-like. NCBI's taxonomy places the organism in Eukaryota, Metazoa, Chordata, Actinopteri, Cypriniformes, Xenocyprididae. Gene Ontology annotation, molecular function: GTP binding. The transcript is spliced from 8 exons. The coding region runs from base 387 to 4310 and encodes 1307 amino acids. The record is from RefSeq and is a predicted model, not a curated record.
AGAUAGUUUUACAGAGUAUUGACUACAAUUUAAAAUACAAGAAAACAACCUGAAAAAAAUCAGUUCUUUUCUAUAAAAUCAGAAUUUUUUUUUUUACAGUGUAGUAUUAAGAGUGGGGUUGAGGUUUAGGGUUACCUUAUCAAGUCAUCUCAACUUUAAUUCAAUCAUUAAACAAAAGCUACUGUCACUUGAAACAACGACAAUCAGCUUGUCUUGAAUAUUACUCAAACAUCAUCUUUACAUCUAUAGACACGCUCAUGUUUGUCUGUUCUGAAGCAGCAGGAAGUGAGUCUCGUCAAACACACUAUGAAAGAACAUUACAAGUAAAAACUACUAGACUGCUGGAGGAUCAAUAUUUCAUUUGGAGCUCCAACUAAGGCAACAACAUGUCCAGUAAAAUGAACAUCGGUGACGCUCAACAUCUCUCAGAUCUGAGGAUUGUGUUGAUGGGGUAUAGAAGAUCUGGUAAGAGUUCAUCAGGAAACACCAUCCUGGGCAGAGAGGAGUUUGACUUGAAGACAUCUGCUCAGUGUGUGAGGAGACAUGGAGAAGUAGCAGACAGACACAUCACUGUCAUUGAAGCUCCAGGAUGGUGGCUGAAUCACACUGUAGAGGAGAGUCCUGAGAUACUGAAACAGGAGAUUUUCCUCAGUAUGUCUCUGUGUCCUCCAGGACCACACGCUGUACUACUGAUCAUAGAUGUGGACACUGGAUUUAAAGAGACUGAGAGAAAAGCAGUGCAGGAUCAUCUGGAUCUUCUCAGUGAGAGAGUCUGGAGUCACACUAUAGUUCUGUUCACUCGUGGAGACUUUCUGUUAGACACAUCUAUAGAGCAGCACAUUGAGAGUGAAGGACAGGAUCUCCAGCGGCUGCUGGACAAAUGUGGGAACAGGUAUCAUGUUCUCAACAAUCUCAACAGGAGUGACGACACUCAGAUCAAGGAGCUGCUGGAGAAGAUUGAGGAGACAGUGGCACAAAACAACGGCCGCCAUUUUGAAAUAGACAGAAAGAUUUUACAGGAGGUGAAAGAGAGAAGAAGAGCAGAGGAAGAGAGAGCAGAAGAACGAAUGAAGAGGAUGAAGAAACAGAGAGAAAACAUCAGAUCACAGAUGAGUGACGCUCAACAUCUCUCAGAUCUGAGGAUUGUGUUGAUGGGGUAUAGAGGAGCUGGUAAGAGUUCAUCAGGAAACACCAUCCUGGGCAGAGAGGAGUUUGACUUGAAGAGAUCUGCUCAGUGUGUGAGGAGACAUGGAGAAGUAGCAGACAGACACAUCACUGUCAUUGAAGCUCCAGGAUGGUGGCUGAAUGACACUGUAGAGUUCAGUCCUGAGAUACUGAAACAGGAGAUUUUGCUCAGUGUGUCUCUGUGUCCUCCAGGACCACACGCUGUACUACUGACCAUACCUGUGAACUCUGGAUUUAAAGAGACUGAGAGAAAAGCAGUGCAGGAUCAUCUGGAUCUUCUCAGUGAGAGAGUCUGGAGUCACACUAUAGUUCUGUUCACUCAUGGAGACUCUCUGUUAGACACAUCUAUAGAGCAGCACAUUGAGAGUGAAGGACAGGAUCUCCAGCGGCUGCUGGACAAAUGUGGGAACAGGUAUCAUGUUCUCAACAAUCUCAACAGGAGUGACGACACUCAGAUCAAGGAGCUGCUGGAGAAGAUUGAGGAGACAGUGGAACAAAACAACGGCCGCCAUUUUGAAAUAGACAGAAAGAUUUUACAGAAGAUGAUAGAGAGAAGAAGAGCAGAAGAACGAAUGAAGAGGAUGAAGAAACAGAGAGAAAACAUCAGAUCACAGAUGAGUGACGCUCAACAUCUCUCAGAUCUGAGGAUUGUGUUGAUGGGGUAUAGAGGAGCUGGUAAGAGUUCAUCAGGAAACACCAUCCUGGGCAGAGAGGAGUUUGACUUGAAGACAUCUGUUCAGUGUGUGAGGAGACAUGGAGAAGUAGCAGACAGACACAUCACUGUCAUUGAAGCUCCAGGAUGGUGGAGGAAUUACACUGUAGAGUUCAGUCCUGAGAUACUGAAACAAGAGAUUUUGCUCAGUGUGUCUCUGUGUCCUCCAGGACCACACGCUGUACUACUGAUCAUAGAUGUGGACACUGGAUUUAAAGAGACUAAGAGAAAAGCAGUGCAGGAUCAUCUGGAUCUUCUCAGUGAGAGAGUCUGGAGUCACACUAUAGUUCUGUUCACUCGUGGAGACUCUCUGUUAGACACAUCUAUAGAGCAGCACAUUGAGAGUGAAGGACAGGAUCUUCAGUGGCUGCUGGACAAAUGUGGGAACGGGUAUCAUGUUCUCAACAAUCACAACAGGAGUGACGACACUCAGAUCAAGGAGCUGCUGGAGAAGAUUGAGGAGACAGUGGAACAAAACAACGGCUGCCAUUUUGAAAUAGACAGAAAGAUUUUACAGGAGAUGAAAGAGAGAAGAAGAGCAGAGGAAGAGAGAGCAGAAGAACGAAUGAAGAGGAUGAAAAAAAGGAGAGAAAACAUCAGAUCACAGAUGAGUGACGCUCAACAUCUCUCAGAUCUGAGGAUUGUGUUGAUGGGGUAUAGAUAUGCUGGUAAGAGUUCAUCAGGAAACACCAUCCUGGGCAGAGAGGAGUUUGACUUGAAGAGAUCUGCUCAGUGUGUGAAGAGACAUGGAGAAGUAGCAGACAGACACAUCACUGUCAUUGAAGCUCCAGGAUGGUGGAGUAAUCUACCUGUAGAGUUCAGUCCUGAGAUACUGAAACAAGAGAUUUUGCUCAGUAUGUCUCUGUGUCCUCCAGGACCACACGCUGUACUACUGAUCAUACGUGUGGACACUGGAUUUAAAGAGACUGAGAGAAAAGCAGUGCAGGAUCAUCUGGAUCUUCUCAGUGAGAGAGUCUGGAGUCACACUAUAGUUCUGUUCACUUGUGGAGACUCUCUGUUAGACACAUCUAUAGAGCAGCACAUUGAGAGUGAAGGACAGGAUCUCCAGCAGCUGCUGGACAAAUGUGGGAACAGGUAUCAUGUUCUCAACAAUCACAACAGGAGUGACGACACUCAGAUCAAGGAGCUGCUGGAGAAGAUUGAGGAGACAGUGGCACAAAACAACAACUGCCAUUUUGAAAUAGACAGAAAGAUUUUACAGGAGGUGAAAGAGAGAAGAAGAGCAGAGGAAGAGAGAGCAGAAGAACGAAUGAAGAGGAUGAAGAAACAGAGAGAAAACAUCAGAUCACAGAUGAGUGACAUUCAACAUCUCUCAGAUCUGAGGAUUGUGUUGAUGGGGUAUAUAGCUGCUGGUAAGAGUUCAUCAGGAAACACCAUCCUGGGCAGAGAGGAGUUUGACUUGAAGAGAUCUGCUCAGUGUGUGAGGAGACAUGGAGAAGUAGCAGACAGACACAUCACUGUCAUUGAAGCUCCAGGAUGGUGGAAGAAUCACACUGUAGAGGACAGUCCUGAGAUACUGAAAGAGGACAUUUUGCUCAGUGUGUCUCUGUGUCCUCCAGGACCACACGCUGUACUACUGAUCAUACGUGUGGACAUUAGAUUUAAAGACACUGACAGAAAAGCAUUGCAGGAUCAUCUGGAUCUUCUCAGUGAGAGAGUCUGGAGUCACACUAUAGUUCUGUUCACCAGUGGAGACUCUCUGUUAGACACAUCUAUAGAGCAGCACAUUGAGAGUGAAGGACAGGAUCUCCAGCGGCUGCUGGACAAAUGUGGGAACAGGUAUCAUGUUCUCAACAAUCUCAACAGGAGAGAUGACACUCAGAUCAAGGAGCUGCUAGAGAAGAUUGAGGAGACAGUGGCACAAAACAACGGCCGCCAUUUUGAAAUGGACAGAAAGAUUUUACAGGAGAUGGAUGGUAGAAAGAAAGCUAAAGAGCGACUGAACAAAUGUAGUGAAGACAUCAGAUCACAGACCAUGAGUGGAGAUAAUGGAUCUGAUUCAUGGUCUCUGGGAAGUUCAGCUUACGGUUCAUUCAGAUCACGAUCAGGAGCAGAAACAGUUUUCAGUUCAUCACAUUCCAGAGAUUCAUCUCUCACAAGUUAUAACAGCAAUGAAUUAAUACCACCAAACUUGAGUGGAGAUGAGCGAUCGGACACACGGUCUAUGGGAAGUUCUGGUUACGGUUCAUUCAGAUCACGAUUCAGUUCAGUAUUUAGUUCAUCACGCUCAAUAGUCUCAUCUCACAGCUCAGGAUUCAUGUCUUUGCGGUCCAUCCCGGAGUCUGUGGAACAUUCAGAAUCCAGACGAACACUUGCUCUGCCUAAGAUCUCAACACUUCUCCCAAGAAGAGUAAAGAAGCAUGAUAAACAUGAAGACACUGAGAAAACUUGAAUUAUAUGAAAUUAAUGAAAGAGAAAUUGUGUCUUUAAAUGUUGACAUUUAUAUUUGACAAUAUUUAAUGAUAAAUAUUACUAAAACUAAAAGGUAUGCAGUUGUUUUAACCUUGAGUAAUUCACAUUAGCAGAGCUGUAAUUAAUAUAUUGAUAUGUAAUUAACAUUGACAUUUGUUGAUUAUUUUGUCUUAGAUCUGUCAAUUAAACUUUCUGUGUAAUUCUGUAAUUUCUGUAUUAAUCCCAGAUUUAUGUUCAUGUAUGCAAACACACAGAAGCUUUGCUGUCUACUGUUGGCAAAUGCAGCUGAGAAACAGAUUCAAAAGACAUUUACCACUAAAAAUGGUGAUUUAAAAUGUUUAAGUUAUAGAGACAAAAAUUCUUUAUGCUACAAUUAAAAUGAAUCUACACGUGCAUAUCCUUUCUUACUGACCAUUUGCUUUUGAUUUCUUUUAUGUUUUUUUCAUAAUCACAGAAUUUGGGUGUUUCUACAACUGUGGCCACUUUUGAUCUGACUUUUAAAAUAAAAUAAAAAAAAUCUUAAAGGGGA